Lingula anatina is the source of this 1034-nucleotide messenger RNA. RefSeq lists its product as uncharacterized. The record is from RefSeq and is a predicted model, not a curated record. NCBI's taxonomy places the organism in Eukaryota, Metazoa, Brachiopoda, Lingulata, Lingulida, Lingulidae. Gene Ontology annotation, molecular function: oxidoreductase activity.
UAUACACGAUAGGCACUCGUGUAUGCCACUUGACCCUCGUUGACUCGGGGUCUAUCUAUUACAUAAUCGUCAUGACGGUGGCCUGCAACAGGGGGCCAAAAUAGGUCACCAAUUCUUCACCUACGACUUUGCAAAAAGGAAAACCAGGGUAGGAGUGUCUUAAAAUGGCAGCUCUUCAACCUAGCCUGGAUGCAGCAAGCACUAAGGACAGACUCAAGGGGCGUGUAGCUAUAGUCACAGGGGGAGCCGGUGGUAUAGGCAGUGCAUGUGUACGACGCUUCUUGAAUGACGGAGCACUUGUUGCCUUCUUCGACAUCGACCAAGUUGCCGGGAAACAGUUGGAGGCUGAGCUCCGGGCGGCUGGCUUUGAGACGAAAUUUUACCAGGUCGAUGUUUCCGACAGAGAGGCGUGCUUCAAGGCCGUUAGCCACGUAGCUAACCAGUACGGUGGCUGCAUCAACUUUCUUGUGAACUGUGCUGCGGCAUUUAUAUAUAAAGCUCUAGAUGCCGACACGUCCGACUGGGCACAAGUCAUGAGUGUGAAUGUGGCUGGAUACUCGAAUAUGGUACAGGCCUGCUUUCCUCACAUGAAGACAGCCGAACCUGACGCCAGAUCAAUCGUCAAUAUAGCCAGUGUCCUCAGCCAUGUGGCAUCGGCCAGUAAGUGGACGUACUGUACCAGUAAAGGUGCCGUGCUGGAGCUGACCCGGUGUAUGGCACUGGACUUGGCCAAAGAUCACAUACGGGUGAACUCCGUGUCACCGGGAUCAAUAAAUACAGCAGCGUUCGCAAACUUCAUAUCAGGCGAUGAAGACCAAAAGAGGUGGUUUGAGGGAUGUCACAUGAUGAACCGUAUCGGAGCAUGCGCAGAAGUUGCCGCCGCCAUUGCCUUCCUCUGCAGCAGAGACGCAUCCUUCAUCACGGGCGCCGAACUCCCGGUAGAUGGCGGGUUCACGGCAGUAGGCCCUGAAAGGCAUGGGAAAGAAGGAGCCAAGUUUACGGGCAUGAUCCCAGAGUAGAUGCUGCGGCCGUCC